This is a messenger RNA of Chionomys nivalis (European snow vole), 1367 nucleotides long. RefSeq names its product zinc finger protein 22-like. The record is from RefSeq and is a predicted model, not a curated record. Lineage: Eukaryota; Metazoa; Chordata; Mammalia; Rodentia; Cricetidae.
AGGCGAGCACUGUGGCGGCCUGCACGAAAAUUCUGAGUUGCGUCUCUCUAGGCUAUGAGACCUUAGUUCAGAAGACAGUACAAUCUCUCGACGAUACAUUUGCUUAUUCACCAUGAGGUUAGCAAAGCCUAAAGGGGCUAUUUCUCGAAGCUCAAACCAAGGCAAAACCUACGAGACCAAGCGUAAGACAGGUCGCCAGCGGCAGAAAUGGGGGAUGACCGUUCGAUUCGACUCCGGCUUAAGUCGGCGGAGAAGGAACGUGGAUGAGAAGCCCUACAAAUGUAGUAGGUGUUCCAAGAGUUUCGGUCAGAGCUCCACUCUUUUUCAGCACCAGAAGAUCCAUACAGGGAAGAAGUCCCAUAAAUGUGCUGAUUGUGGGAAGAGUUUCUUCCAGAGCUCGAACCUCAUUCAGCACCGGCGGAUCCACACUGGGGAAAAGCCCUAUAAGUGUGAUGAGUGUGGAGAGAGGUUUAAGCAGAGCUCCAAUCUCAUUCAGCACCAGAGGGUUCACACUGGAGAGAAGCCCUACUGCUGUGACGAGUGUGGCCGCUGCUUCAGCCAGAGCUCGCACCUCAUCCAGCACCAGAGAACCCACACCAGAACCCACACCGGGGAGAAGCCCUACCAAUGCGAGGAGUGUGACAAGGGCUUCAGCCAGAGCUCUCACCUGCGGCAGCACAUGAAGGUGCACAAAGACAAGAAGCCACGCAAGAAGGGCAAGAACGCCAGGGCCAAAGCUCACCCAGUGUCCUGGAAAGCUGGUAAAGGGAGGAAGGCAGUGGCCGGGCUCCGCCAGGUGAAGGGUACUGCUUCGGGUCUUUUUAAAAAGAAAAAGUGAAAGACAGGCAAAUGCGCUCUCUUAAGAACGAGGCUGCUUUAUAGUAGAGCACUUAGAUUUCGGGUCCUUCCCUAGCAGGGAGAUGUCAGGAGUCUCGUGACAUUGGGCUAAAACUCAGUCCAGCUGCCCUCACUUCUUUAGAAAAAUAAUGCAUUUAUGUGACAUGGAGCACAAAGAAUUGAAAAAAAUGUUUGAUGAGGCUAUAAUAUCCUUGGCCUCAGUUGAAAUUUCUCCCCUCUGUUUUGAUAAAAAGCAUCAGGUUUUCAUGAUUCACAGGUGUGCCGAUGAUUACUCUGAUUUUAGGAAUUUCUGUAGAUGCAAUCAUUAAAGAAGAAGGAAUGAAUUCUCACGUUCUGGAACAGACUAUAUUUUAUGUUUUUUUUUUAAUGUUCUGUAGUUUAUUAACAUUAGUUCAAGUGUUGACUCGGCAUUUGACAUAAAAUGUGUUAAGUUGUAGAUGUUUUUCUUUUCUGUUAGUGUGUAUUAUAUGAAGUAAUGAGUUUCAUUUUCUCCAUUGUGUAUGAUGUAG